Messenger RNA from Zea mays, 3134 nucleotides. RefSeq lists its product as uncharacterized. The transcript has 4 exons. The coding region runs from base 1441 to 2976 and encodes 511 amino acids. NCBI's taxonomy places the organism in Eukaryota, Viridiplantae, Streptophyta, Magnoliopsida, Poales, Poaceae. The record is from RefSeq and is a predicted model, not a curated record.
UAAUGCGUUAUUAUCCUCCACCAGAGAGGACCCAUAGGCCAUAUGCAUGUAGGCAUGUAGCUGCAAGUCUCUCUCUCUCUACACCCUAUACUUAGUAGCGGAGAUCAUGCUGUCCCUGUCGCUGCCUAAGUGGUUGGAGGACUGACUAGUUAGUGCCAGACCCAGACUAGAGACGGGCAAGCCAGCAGCCAAUUCGUCCGUGUUGUUGUUGCUGUUGUCGUCGUCCACUAUUUAGUUGCUUUGCGCGCGUGCAGAGAGCGAGCUACCUACCCUAUAGAGUGUACAUAGCAAGCUCCGCCGCCGUCGCCAUUCCUAGACACACCUUAGCUCGCUCUCGCCCAUGUCCGUGACAACAAGGGAGCCGGAGCUAUAGCUGACACCCGCUUUCGUCCUUUGUCCUUUCGCGGCAUUCCUCUUGGCCUUGGAUGGAGGGGUGCCCGUGCCUCUGAGCUCCGGCCUCCGGGAAUUAAUAAAGCAAGAUAGGAGGAUAUCGCCAUGCAGGCGGCGGCCAAGGCCAAGACAAGCAUGCACGAGCUGACGAGCUAAUCGCCUACUCUGUGACUGUACACGCGCUCACGAAAGCGCAGAAGCGAGGCAUGUUCUCUCUGCUCAGCAGUGGUCGCAAAGCAACAGAGGCUCACAGACAGCUGCAGCGACGGUUUGAGAAUUGAGACGGAGUUAUGCGACCGGGCGGCUCUAAACUACGUACCGUAUUGCUUUCCUCCUCAUCAGCAUCUAUCUACCCACGUCUCCCAUUUAUUUUUUACCUUUUUCAUGGAGCGAGCCGACGAGGAGGAAGCGACCAAGUUUUCAAAUCACAGCCGCAUGUGAUGUGACCAUGGGGGUGUCCGUGUCCCUCCCGUUCUUGAGCUCGGAGCCAAGGAGGACAGGCAGGUCCACUUGUUUGCCUAACCCGCAUCUGUCCGGGCGGCCUUUUUGAUCCCCGCCCCUCCGCCCCACCCCAUCUCACUCACACUCUGCCCGGCCUUUUGAUCCCCUCCACGCCCGUGCUCGCCUACGCGGCGGAGAUUAUGUUAAGCUAAUGCUCCUAUCCCAGUUCGGCCUCGGAGUUGCUCUUGCUCCUCCCCUCCACUUCCUGUCGGCCUCUUGCGCUUUCCGGCCUCGGAUUCUUUGUGUGCCCACCAUUGCAUCUAGCUGCGGCUUCUCUCCUUCGCUCUGCAUCUGAGUCGAGCACUCGAGCUGGAGCAUCGAUCCGCCUCGUCCUUCCAGACGCGGCUUCAGCUAGAAUCCAUCGCUCUUUUUUUAGUUCGGUUUCCAUUUCCCAUCAGAGCUUCCAACCGGUUCUACUCGAUUUGGAUUUUUGGAGCUGGAGUCUCCCAGAGCAAAACUUCCCCUCCCCUUCCCUCCUCCUCCCCCCUUGCAUUUGACAUGAGGAGGAGAAGAGACGCUGCAAUCUCCCCCAUGUUAUAAGGCUAAGGCAUGCUGUCGUUGAACAAAAUGCAUUUCCUCAAGUUAUAUUCCAGCACCAGCAGCAACAGCAACAGCUUCAGGAAUGGCUCCUCGGAACACCCCGCCCGGACGUCCUCCCAGGGCAGCAACAAGGCCGGGCGGACGGCGAGGAUGGCCGAGUCUCCCACCGGCCUCAGCCCCAAGGUGGACCGCCGCACGGCGGUGAGCGCCGAGAGAGAGAAAAGGAGGCCACCGACGACGAAGCUGUCGGAGCUGGAGUCCCAGCUGUCGCAGCUGCAAGAGGAGCUCAAGAAGGCCAGGGAGCAACUACACUCCUCUGAACUCUCCAGGAAGCGGGCCCUGCAGGAGGCCGACGACGCCAAGGCGCAGGCGCGCGACUCCAAGGCGCAGCUCGCCGAGCUCUCGUCGGCCGAGGAGACCCGACUCCUGGAGCUGCGACGUCUAUCGCAGGAGCGCGACCGCUCGUGGCAGUCGGAACUGGAGGCCAUGCAGAAGCAGCACGCCGCGGACUCGACCGCUCUGGCCGCGGCGAUGGGCGAGGUGCACCGCCUCCGCGUUCAGCUCGCCGCCGCGGCGCGCGCCGACCGCCGGCAGGACGUGGUGGAGGCGUUGGCCACUAUCGACGAGCUCAGGGCGAAGCUCGAGGCGAGCGAGGAGGCCGAGGCGCAGGCGCGCGCCAUGCACGAGGAGUGCAAGCAGCAGCUGGAGGCGAGCCGGGCCACCAUCGAUUCGCUGCUCACCGACGGGUCCAAGCUGAUGGACUCGUUCAGCCUCGUGGUGAAGGAGCUCGAGGAGUCGCGUGCCAAGGUCAAGGCCCUCGAGGACGAGAUCGCGGAGACGUCGUCGAGGGCCGCAGGCGACCACUGCAGUUGCUCGGGCUCGGAGUCAGAGGCCUCCGAGCUGAGGGCGGAGCUAGAGGCCGCGGAGGCCAGGUACCAAGAAGAGAAGAUCCUUAGCACUGUCGAGACGCAGUGCGCGUACGAGCUCAUGGACCAGAUAAAGACAGAGUCCGACCUGCGGCACGGCAAGCUCGCGGCGGCGCUCGAGGGCGCCAAGUCCGAGGUCAUCUUCCUCAAGGCGAGUCUGUUCGACAAGGAAUCCGAGCUACGUAGUGCCCUGGACGCGAUCAAGAAGCUACAAGCGGAGACGAGAGCAGACGGCUCGGCCGACGCGCUGAAGCAGCAGCUGCAGUGCGCGCUGCACGAGAACGGGCAGCUGAAGCAGGAGUUGCACCAGUACGAGUCCGAGAAGGGCUCCGCGACCGCGAGGACGGCGGAGGCCGACGCGUCGGAAGCGGCGAAGAAGGGUGAGAUGGAAACCGAGCUGCGCCGCCUGCGGGUACAGGCCGAGCAGUGGCGGAAGGCCGCGGAGACAGCCAUGGCGCUGCUGACGGUUGGCAAGGGCGGGAACGGCAAGUUCGUGGAGCGGAGCGAGUCGUGGGAGGGCGUUAAGUACGCGGGCCUCUGCGAGGAAUUGGACGACGACGCGGCUGUCAGGAAGAACGGCAACGUGCUCAGGAGGAUCAGCGGCAUGUGGAAGAAAUGAGUGCGAUCGGGCAGCUGAGCGGCGGACGCGGCGAGGGCUGUACUGAUCUGUAGCCUUGGGUCUCUCUGGUGUAAUUGUUUUUUUUAAAAGGAGGAUGACCCUAUGGUUUUAGAAAAAGAAAGGUAACAAAUAUAAUACAUGAGUUGCCAGUGACAAAA